Molecule: messenger RNA, 1810 nt
Organism: Carya illinoinensis
Lineage: Eukaryota; Viridiplantae; Streptophyta; Magnoliopsida; Fagales; Juglandaceae
Product: zinc finger MYND domain-containing protein 15
Exons: 11
Coding region: 121-1248 (375 amino acids)
Source: RefSeq, a predicted model, not a curated record
GCCCCAAAUCUGUCCAUUCUAAGCUCCGUACCCUGGGGGGAGGGCGGAGGAGGAGAAGGUCAUUGGGCAGAGAGGGACAGAGGGUCAUUCGGCUGUGAAGGAAGUGUGCGCCAGGAAACAAUGGAGUGCGCGGGGAAAGGGAGGGGAACUCGGUGUUUGGGCGCACCUAGAAGACGCUGUAGCCGCUGCGGAGCCGUUGCUUAUUGUUCUGCCUCUCACCAGAUUUUGCACUGGAGUGAUCAUAAGGAAGAGUGCAAAAGAUUUGAACAACAAAUGAAACGUGUAGAUAUCUUGAAUGACUUUCCUUUCACAUUUUCUCAAGAAGCUACACUUCAGGUCCUUGAAAAGGAGACUAGGUGUUUAUUCUUGAGCAAAAGGGGCAUCCAUCAAAUGGGAAUGUGGUUACAUGAAUGCUCUUGUGGGGCGUCAGUUACUUCCUCUAAUUGCUCUAGGUCAAAUGACGGUUGGCAUCUUCCCCGAAUCUUGUGCCCUUGUACUGAGCCUGUUUCUCCAAUGUCGAAGCAGUUAAGUGGUUGGAAGGACUACCAUGAGUGGAGGUGCAUUCCACUUCAUUCACCUGCUGCUUUGCUUCUUCACUGGCCACUUACAAUUUAUCAUGCCAUUCAAUUAGCUGGUUUGGGAAGUGUGAACCAUGAAUUCAGGGAGAAACUCUACAUACACUAUCUCGGGCCUGAGAAAGAGCUUCUUCAACUUACUGUCUUCUCAGAGUUGCAUGCACUUUUUCCUGGUGUGCAUGUCCAUAUAGAGCUUGUUGGACCUGCAAUUCCAUUAAAUAGGGAUGGUGAGAGUAUUGAUCUUUGCAAUCAUGCUCAUUGCCUUGAGACAGAUUGCAGCUGCAAAUCUUCAAGUGAGAGUAUGAGCAUGGAUGUAAAGACUAGCCGGACUUCAAAAGUGACAUUGCAGCUUCGAAGUGGGCUUUACCAUGAUCGAUACAGGGAUAUAGCAGAGGAUUUCUCUCCUCAUUUGGUGAUUGCACCAAAUGCUGGCAUUGCUGCUUAUUCAAGUUGGUUGCCUACAGUUGAGCUAAUAAAGGAGACAAAGGUCCCAGCAAUAUUUUCUGAUUACUGUGAAGAAGCUUGUCACCUUGGAGCUUAUUGUAUAAGCAUUAUAACUGGCCGUCCUCUCACAUUUCCUAUACAAUUAAAUCCAUUCAGGCAGCCGAUGGUGGUUGCAAACAGUGCUCUGUUUCUUCCUUGCUACAGUAAUUGCUUCCUCUUUGGGAUUUGAAAUGGUUUUGGAUGUCAAUUUAAGAACUGUUCGUUAGCUUGUUCUGAUGGAGUUCUUGAAGUCUCAACUCAAACAACGCAUAAAAGACAUGUUUAUUGAUGUAGCAGUACGGAAGUUUUCAGAUGUCCCUGUGUUCAAGAUACUACCAUAUGCGGGGUGUGAAUUUGGUGAUCAAGAUCAAGAAUCUUGAUGCAACCACCUUAAGCAUAUGUAGAAUGAAAGGUCUCACCAAAAAAGAAAGGAAGACCUGCAAGUUUUCCAAUACAACAUGAUAUGUUACAUUGCCAAUGUUUCUUCUGCGCUUUUUAUUCAAUACAGAAACCAAUGCCAUGGUUUACAAGUUUGGUUGUUCAGUGAAGUGUUUGACGGAUAAAAAGUUGUUCAAUCUUCUUUUCAGUUUCGCCUUUUUCUCAUGUAUGCUGGGGCUUCUCUCUUUUUUUGUUUGUUUUUCUUCCAUUGUCAUCAUAAGGAGUAUUUCAUCUUACGGCGUGUAUAUGGUUAUUGAUCGUGUUAUUUAAACUGCAAAAUGCUAAAUAUAGAUAUUACCUGAGAAACAAUGUUA